Messenger RNA from Dibothriocephalus latus, 678 nucleotides. NCBI's taxonomy places the organism in Eukaryota, Metazoa, Platyhelminthes, Cestoda, Diphyllobothriidea, Diphyllobothriidae. The record is from the annotation of a GenBank genome assembly.
UUGCUUUACUUUGUAUCUUGUACACAGGCGAGUGAAAAUCAACGGCUUAAGGAGCGUGUCCGGCUUCAGGAGACUGAACUCAGUCGUCUUCGUGGACGCCUCGCCGACUUUCGGUCAGUCUCAACAGACUCGAGCAAUGUGAAACAGAAAGGAGCCAGCGAGCAACCAGCGAUGGCAGAUUCCGUGGAAAACAAGGCCAAGGAUUCGCCUGUUCCAUCGCAACCGGCGCUUUGCACAACCGCUGACGCAAACUUUCAAAGGGAUGCAGCUGACAAUCGGAAUGGAAUACUAAGCAGUCAGCCAUCUGCAGCCUUCGUCGCUACUCGAGAACGUCUCGAAAGCCUGGAACGAGAGUCAAAAGAGCUAGAAAAGGCCUACACCGAAUGGCGGAACUGCGGUACUUACACGAAAGUGGGGAGCGCUGCUCCGUCAGCUAAACCAUCACAGCAUGCCAAAUUAAGCAACAGUUUGUCGGCCGCCUUUUUCACCGGUUUAAAAUCCACUAGUAUUCCAACUUUGAGACCCUUUACUACACAGUGGCCUCUUCCGUAUGUGCGCUCCCUAAACAGUGUCGUGGACGCAGCUCGUGAGCCUCUGCCAAAGACGAUUCUUGAGACCGGCCACUCGUCAUCAAACCUCCCUAAUCUACGCGAUUAUGCAACAGUGAGGUUAGUUUGA